CUCCUCUAUAAAUUUUCCACUUAGAGAAUCUGAAUAAGGGUAAAUUGAACACUAGUGAUUAACUCAUUCACAGAUACAACAUUCAUCUUUGUAGGUAUGCAUCAACUCAAUGAGGAUUUCUUUAGUUGUCUAUACAUACCGACACUACUCUGUACACAAUGACAUUAGUUGUCGGUACACACCGACACUGAGUAUGUAAGUUGUCUGUAUGUCAAAGAAAAUACCUUCAACAUCUGUGUUCAUGUUCUCCCUGCUAUUCUCUUCCCGUCACAGCUGUAAUCAUCUCGGUCGUCAAAUAUCGAAACUUCGUUGACGCCUUGUGUCACAGGUCUGCCACCCGUCCCACCUAAGUCUUCGUCCCUAGGGUUGUUCGGACCACCAUCUAUCUUCCUCAUUCACAGAUCCACCAUUUCCGUUCGCAACUCCAUCUUCUUCGUUCACAGCUCCCCCAUUUUCGACGUUCAGAGCUUCCACGUUUCUUCCAUUUCCGUUGUCCGUCAUCCGUCGCAGGUAAGGGGUAUCUUCCAAACCUCCAUCGUUUCCGGUCACUUCUCCAUCCACCAUCAAAUAUGCUAGAAAAUCAUCCAUGAUAUCUCGAAAGAAAAAAUAAAAAACAGAGAGAAAGGUGGGAAGAAGAGAACGAACAAAGAGGGAUGUGGGAGAGAAAGAAAUGUGCGUGAGGAAUGGGGAUGGGAGAGCUGUGUGAGAAGAGGGGUAAAGAAAACAGUAAAAAAAGAAGGUUUAUAUAUGGUGUACCCCAGGGUGUAACCUAGGGUGUACACCAAGACUUUUUGUUGUGGAUAAGCCUCUGUUUCUCCUGGACCUCAAACACCAUGAUUUCUCUCAACGUGAAUGCUCCAAUGCCGCCGUUACUCUCCUCGAAAUUCCUCCCAUCUCCACCGGCGCCCACCAUCUUCCACAAACCCACUCUCUCGCCUAGAACAAUCACCGCUCUCAUUAUCCCGCCCUCCUCUGGCCAAAAGCUGCCGGAGCAAAAACAGCUCUACCAACCUUUCCGGCCACCUCCUUCUCCAAUACCUUCCAAGUUCCGAUCUCUUGAUACAAACUCCCGCCUCGAAAUCCUCACAAACCGCCUGGGGCUAUGGUUCGAGUAUGCUCCUCUGAUUCCUUCACUGAUCCAGGAAGGCUUCACGCCUUCCACAAUCGAAGAAAUCACUGGAAUUUCCGGAAUCGAGCAGAACCUCCUCGUCGUAGCUUCGCAGGUGCGUCAGUCUCUCCUGAAUUCCAAAAUUGACGCGGAUAAGCUGUCAUUUUUCGACUCCGGCGGAGCGGAGUUGCUUUAUGAGAUUCGCAUCCUCAGCGCCGCCCAGCGAGCAGCGGCGGCGGAUUUCAUCGCGAAGAGCCAUUCAGACGCGAAGCAAUCGCGGAUCUUAGCGAGAGCGAUGAAAGAUUUCCCGCUGAGGCGCGCUGACCGCGGGUGGGCGAUGUUCAACGCGGAAUCUCCGGGGGAUUGCCUUGCUUUCAGUUACUUCAAACAGGCGAUGGAAUACGAAGCGGCUUUGCUGGAGGAGCUCAGGCGGCAAUCUCUGCAGAAGGCAAUGGAGUUUGUGGAGUCUGGUUCAGCAAGAGCUUUACUGGCUGAGGAGGGGAAAGCAGAAGGGAACGAAAGAGCUGUGAAGGAGGAGGAAGUGGAAGUGUCGUUGGUGAGAAUGCAAAUGGGGGAGGUGGCAGAAUCGACAGAGGUGAUAAUCUUACCAGUGUGCCAGGCGGAAGAGGCGGCGGAGGUUGAGGAGGCACCGUGGAAUUGCGGAGGAGUUGGGGGUUUUGGAAUAGUGGAGUCCGAGAAAGAGUGGAAGAGAUGGGUGGUUCUACCAGGAUGGAAGCCGAUAGCAGGACUAGAGAGAGGUGGAGUUGCGGUGAGAUUUAAGAAUGGGAGGAUUUUGCCAUGGAAAGAGAGCAAGGAGGAGCCAAUUCUGGUGGUGGCUGAUCGGCGGAGGAAAGAGGUGGUUGGAAACAGCAGCUUGUACUUGGUGGUUGGAGGUGAAGAUGGAAGUUCAAAUGCGGGUUUGAUGGUGGAGAGCGGAGGGAAAUUGAAGGAAAAUGGGGUUACUGAAAGUCUGGGAAUGGUAGUUUUGGUGGUAAGACCUCCGAGGGAGGAUUCGAAGGACAUAAUCAUCCAUUAGAUUUCCAAGAAUUGACAUAUUCCACCCCAGAUUGUUAAUACGGAAGUACGGAGUAGCUUUUCCCUGUAUUGUUGCUUAAAAUUUAGAGUUUUUUCCAGAAUUAAUGUUAAAUAAAUAAAUAAUUCCGAAAAUAAUUCUCAAUGAAAGCACCAAAUGAUGAAUAGUCC
This is a messenger RNA of Cuscuta epithymum, 2311 nucleotides long. The record is from the annotation of a GenBank genome assembly. NCBI's taxonomy places the organism in Eukaryota, Viridiplantae, Streptophyta, Magnoliopsida, Solanales, Convolvulaceae.